UUUACCCUAUAUCUAUCCCCGGCAGGUCGGUUAUCGCUGCUCCUUGCCCGUGGAAAGCAAUGGCGUCAGUUGUCUCUCUCUCAAACGCAAUUGGAUUCUGUAGCAGCAAAAACCCCAAUACCUUUCCAUCAACUUCCCUAUCUCUGCGUUCAGAAGGAGUUGACAUGAAGAUUCUUUCGCGGCGGCACGGUUGUUCGAAAGAUGGACAUGGCCGAAGAUGUGUUCGAGUGUAUGGUUUAUUUGGAGGGAAAAAAGAUAGUAAUGAGAAAAGUGAUGAUGCACCUUCUAAGGCAGGAAUUCUUGGAAACAUGCAAAACCUCUUUGAGACUGUGAAGAAGGCACAAAUGGUUGUCCAAGUUGAAGCAGUGAGGGUGCAGAAAGAACUUGCAGCGGCUGAGUUUGAUGGUUACUGUGAGGGUGAGUUAGUAAAGGUAACUCUGACAGGAAACCAGCAACCCUUAAGGACAGAAAUUACUGAGGCAGCUAUGGAAUUGGGAUCAGAAAAACUUUCGCUUUUAAUCACUGAAGCAUACAAGGAAGCACACCAGAAGAGUGUCCAGGCCAUGAAGGAAAGGAUGAAUGAUCUUGCACAGAGCUUAGGAAUGCCACCUGGGCUUGGGGAAGGAUUGAAAUGAUGAUAUUCUUAACGGAGAUUGUAACGACUCGGGGCCUAAUUUUUGCAUGCAAAAUAUACUAGAUGGACAGGCUUAUAUUCUUAAUUUAUUUUCCAUCGAUAUUUUUAAGCCAGGAGUUAUUUGCAAUUGUGAAGGAUCCUCUUUUCUCACCUGUUUCUAGUCCUUUUUAAUUGGAAGAAUGUUAUGAAAUGGAACUGAAUGGUAUGUGUAACAAGGGUUUAUUGUUUGGUAGAGUUGCACCAGAAUACCUUUUUGUAUAGGGUUUCUAGAUUUACAUUGAUGUUAGAGGUUGAUAUGUGGGGGAUUAGGGAAAUGUUUUUUUAAUGAAAGACUUGGAUGAAGCUUAUA
Molecule: messenger RNA, 983 nt
Organism: Vicia villosa (hairy vetch)
Lineage: Eukaryota; Viridiplantae; Streptophyta; Magnoliopsida; Fabales; Fabaceae
Product: nucleoid-associated protein At4g30620, chloroplastic-like
Exons: 7
Coding region: 60-635 (191 amino acids)
Molecular function (GO): DNA binding
Source: RefSeq, a predicted model, not a curated record